Uncinocarpus reesii 1704 is the source of this 2814-nucleotide messenger RNA. RefSeq lists its product as uncharacterized. Gene Ontology annotation, cellular component: nucleus. The record is from RefSeq and is a predicted model, not a curated record. The transcript has a single exon. Lineage: Eukaryota; Fungi; Ascomycota; Eurotiomycetes; Onygenales; Onygenaceae. The coding region runs from base 1 to 2814 and encodes 937 amino acids. Gene Ontology annotation, molecular function: ATP binding; RNA helicase activity; RNA binding.
AUGCCGCACCGAGCAGCCUCUCCAGCGAUGUCGGAAAAUGAGUUCGAUAUUGCAAAGAGCCUCUUUCAAGAUGAUGCCGAAUCCGAUAUUGACACCGGACCCCGGAAGCGCAAGGCGCCGCAUCCGCUCAAUCUCAAUGUCAUGGCCGACGACCACGACGAGAGAGCCGAUAGUGGUUCCGACAAUGAUGCUGCCUUCAUUGCAGCCCACCAAGCGUCGAUGAACCGCAAGGCAUCCAAUCUAAAGGGCCGUACGGUGAAGAAGGGCGGAGGGUUUCAGGCAAUGGGCCUCAAUGCAACACUUCUCAAAUCCAUUACCCGCAAAGGCUUUUCGGUUCCAACCCCGAUUCAGCGAAAGACGAUCCCGCUUGUAUUGGAUGAGCAAGAUGUCGUGGGCAUGGCACGGACUGGCUCAGGGAAAACUGCUGCCUUUGUGAUCCCAAUGAUCGAGAAGUUGAAGAGCCACAGUUCGAAAAUCGGAUCGCGGGCCUUGAUCAUGUCGCCUUCCAGAGAGCUGGCAUUGCAAACACUCAAGGUGGUAAAGGAACUGGGUCGCGGAACAGAUCUCAAAUGUGUACUCUUGGUUGGUGGUGAUAGCUUAGAGGAGCAAUUUGGAUACAUGGCCGGGAACCCAGAUAUUAUCAUCGCUACUCCCGGCCGCUUCCUCCAUCUCAAGGUUGAAAUGAACUUAGACCUGUCCAGUAUCAAAUAUGUUGUGUUUGACGAGGCCGACAGACUGUUUGAGAUGGGUUUCGCCGCGCAGCUCACCGAAAUUCUUCACGGCCUUCCGCAGUCUCGCCAAACGCUACUAUUCUCCGCUACCCUUCCAAAGUCUUUGGUUGAAUUUGCACGAGCAGGCUUGCAAGAUCCUACACUUGUCCGCCUGGAUACAGAAAGUAAAAUAUCCCCUGACCUUCAGAACGCCUUUUUUACUGUGAAAUCGGCCGAGAAAGAAGGCGCACUUCUUCAUAUCCUCCAUAACGUUAUCAAAGUCCCUACUGGUGAGACGGAAGCCGGUAUACGCGCAAAGGAACAGUCGAGCUCGGGGAAGCACUCGAAGAAAAGGAAGCGUUCAGAGCAGAAUAAUCCCAGCCCGCAGGAAUCACCAACAGAGCACUCCACGAUUGUUUUCGUGGCCACAAAACACCACGUUGAUUACAUAGCUUCCAUUCUUCGAGAAUCUGGGUUUGCUGUCGCCUACGCAUAUGGAUCUCUCGAUCAGACAGCUCGCAAAAUUCAAGUAAACAACUUUCGAGCCGGCAUCUCGAACAUCCUGGUCGUUACCGAUGUCGCUGCUCGAGGAAUUGAUAUUCCCGUCCUCGCCAACGUGAUCAAUUAUGAUUUUCCUUCUCAGGCAAAAAUUUUUGUCCACCGAGUUGGACGAACUGCUCGAGCGGGGCGUAAAGGUUGGAGCUACAGCUUAGUCCGAGAUUCAGACGCGCCCUAUUUACUCGACUUACAACUAUUCCUUGGCCGGCGACUUAUUAUGGGAAGAAACUCAAAGGAAGCACCGAAUUUUGCAGAUGAUGUUGUUGUUGGAAGCAUUGCCCGGGACGGGCUGGCACGGCACUGCGAAUGGGUUUCCAAAUUGCUAGAUGAAGAUAUCGAUAUUCAAAGCCAGCGCGAGGUUGCGAUGAAAGGAGAAAAGCUCUACAUGCGAACCCGCAAUUCCGCAUCUACAGAAAGUGCCAAACGAUCGAAAGAUGUUGUUGGUUCUGACGAAUGGACAAUGCUACAUCCACUAUUUAACGACGAAGCGAGUCAGAUGGAAGUCGAAAGAGAGAAAAUGUUGGCCCGUAUCGGAGGAUAUAAGCCGCAAGAAACAAUUUUUGAAAUCAGUGGCCGACGCGGUGGAAAGGCCGGCGAUGAUGAAGCUAUGGAUAUGAUGAGGAAGAUUCGUUCAACUGUGGAAAAAAGGAGAGCCAAAAAGCAAAAUGAAAACCAGGCCACAGUUGACGCGGAUGGUCCAACCCAGUCUUUUAUGCUGGAAGAUGAAGAUAACGAAGGGGAUGAUCUUGACGAUGAUGCCAAUGGAGACGAUGUGGCUGAUAUGUCCCUGGCGUCUGACUCUGAACUCGAAGUUACGUUUUCUUACCCAUCGGAUAAAUCCAAAGCAAAGAAGGGAGAUUCUGGAAAACAGCCAGCUGGCUCUUCAUUCCAGAAUCCAGAGUACUUCAUGUCCUAUACACCUACGUCUCACUCUAUGGCUGAAGAACGUGCCUAUGGGGUUCAUUCCGGUUCCAAUAGCAAUUUCGUGGAAGCUUCUAGAGACGCAACAAUGGAUUUAUCGCGCGAUGAAGCUAAUCGCGGCUUUGCGGAGCCUCGUUCUAUCAUGCGAUGGGAUAAACGCCACAAGAAAUACGUCUCACGUCAAAAUGAUGAAGACGGUUCCAAGGGAGCGCUUCUCGUCAGGGGCGAGAGUGGAGCUAAGAUUGCGGCAAGCUUCCGUAGCGGCCGCUUCGACGCAUGGAAGAAAUCAAAGCGUCUUGGACGCAUGCCACGGGUAGGUGAAGCAGAGACCCCAGGUUUGUCGUCUACGGUGCCAGCAGGAGGGAAGCGGUUCAGGCACAAUAAGCAACAGGCCCCCAAGACGGCUGAUAAGUAUAGAGGUGAUUACGAGAAGAAAAUAAAGAAGCAGAGCGAGCUGCAGAAGCAACAAGCUGAGGCAGGAAUGUUGCAAUUUGGAUCCAAAGGGGGUACCAAGAAGGUCAAGAGCGAGAUCAGGAGUGUGGAUGAUGUGAGGAAAGCAAGAGUGGUGAAGGAGAAGCGGAGGGAGAAGAAUGCCAGGCCGUCGAAAAAGUGGAAGGGAAAGUGA